AUGCCACAGCAAGUCAGUGCGCAACGCUGGAUGAACCAAAAGAACUACUGCAUGAAACAAGAAAGGAGGGAAGAGACGCUGAUUCACAAGUCCGUUUUUGCGACCCUUGCAAGCUCCUUUGCAUACGUGCAAAAAAGUCGCGACGGGAACAUGAGCGCAGAGCUGAGCAUGGCCCCGGAACUACCCAGCAGCCCUCUGGCUCUGGAAUAUGUCAACGAUUUUGACCUGAUGAAGUUUGACGUCAAGAAGGAGGGUUUGGCCGGUCUGGAACGCGGAGGAGUGCGUCAGUGCAACCGCCUCCAACCGCAAGGCUCCGUGUCGUCCACGCCGAUCAGCACGCCCUGCAGCUCGGUUCCCUCGUCGCCCAGCUUCAGUCCCACAGAGCAAAAGAACCACCUUGAGGAGUUGUACUGGCUGCCCAGCGGCGGCUACCACCAGCAGAUGGAUCCCCAGACCCUCAGCCUGACUCCCGAGGACGCAGUGGAGGCCCUCAUAGGGGCCACGACCCACGGCCACCCUCCACCCCCGCACGUCCAACAACAGAUGCAGCAGCAAGGCGCUUUCGAAGGCUACAGGGGCCCGCACCACCACCACGGUCACCACGGCCACGGCCAGCAGCACCACCACCCGUACGCGGCUGCGAUGGGCCAUCACGCCGAGGAGCUCUCGGCACACCAGGGAGCUCACAGUCACCCGCACGGCCAGCACCACCAUCACAACAGCAACCAGGACCCCGACAGCCCGUCCCCGGUGUCCCCGGAGAUGCACCACCACCGCCACCAUCAUCAUCACCACCACCACCAUGCGCACGGCCACCUGGGCCAGACCGCGGUGCACCACGGCUCGGCAGGCGGUGGGCUCAGCGUGGAGGAACGCUUCUCGGAUGAUCAGCUGGUGUCCAUGUCGGUGCGGGAGCUCAACAGACACCUGCGCGGCUUCACCAAAGACGAGGUCAUCCGCCUCAAGCAGAAGCGCAGGACCCUGAAGAACCGCGGUUACGCGCAGUCAUGCAGGUUCAAGCGGGUGCAGCAGAAACACGUGCUGGAGAACGAGAAAACGCAGCUGAUGAACCAGGUGGAGCAGCUCAAGGCGGAGAUCAGCCGCCUGGCCAGGGAGCGGGACGCCUACAAACUCAAGUGCGAGAAACUUGCGGGCUCGGGUUCGGGGCCCAGCGGCGGCUUCCGCGAGGCGGGCUCGACCAGCGACAACCCCUCAUCGCCAGAGUUUUUCAUGUGA
Nerophis lumbriciformis (worm pipefish) is the source of this 1236-nucleotide messenger RNA. The record is from RefSeq and is a predicted model, not a curated record. NCBI's taxonomy places the organism in Eukaryota, Metazoa, Chordata, Actinopteri, Syngnathiformes, Syngnathidae.